This is a messenger RNA of Dromiciops gliroides (monito del monte), 1785 nucleotides long. RefSeq names its product transmembrane 4 L six family member 1 (gene TM4SF1). The transcript is spliced from 5 exons. The coding region runs from base 213 to 821 and encodes 202 amino acids. Gene Ontology annotation, cellular component: membrane. Lineage: Eukaryota; Metazoa; Chordata; Mammalia; Microbiotheria; Microbiotheriidae. The record is from RefSeq and is a predicted model, not a curated record.
CCCUAGUAGAAGCUGCAAUCAGGACCAAUGAAAGCAUGAAACCCUCACCCACCCAGUGACUAAGAGCUGGGUGUCUAUUUAAGAACUUUUGCAGACCUGGGCUGUGGGGUUUUAUUUGCCUUGUCCUCAGCCAGUUACUGUCUCCUCUGAUUUUGGUGUGUGUGUGGGGGAAGCUCCAGCCUAAGGACAGGUCACCUGGCCCAGCAGGCAACAUGUGUUACGGCAAGUGUGCCCGGUGCAUUGGGCACUCCCUGGUGGGCCUCGCCGUCCUCUGUAUCGUGGCCAACAUUCUGCUGUAUUUUCCCAAUGGGGAGACAAAAUAUGCCAGUGAAAACCACCUGAGUCGCUUCGUCUGGUUCUUCUCGGGAAUUGUAGGCGGGGGGCUGCUGAUGCUCCUCCCUGCUUUUGUAUUUAUUGGACUGGAAGAGGAAGACUGCUGUGGAUGCUGUGGCCACGAGAACUGUGGGAAAAGCUGUGCGAUGCUCUCCUCGGUGCUGGCGGCUCUCAUCGGACUUGCAGGAUCUGGUUACUGCAUCAUCGUUGCGGCUCUUGGCUUAGCGGAAGGUCCCCAAUGUCGUGAUCUAUAUGGCCAGUGGAACUACACCUUUGCCCACACCAAUGGAGAUUAUCUUCUUGACCCCUCCCAAUGGUCUGACUGCAUUGAACCCAAGAAUGUCGUGCAGUGGAACGUGACCCUGUUUUCCAUCCUCUUAGCACUUGGAGGAAUCGAAUUCAUCUUGUGUCUCAUUCAAGUAAUAAAUGGUGUAGUUGGAGGCAUAUGUGGCUUUUGCUGUUCCCGCCAACAGCAAUAUGACUGCUAGAAGAAGCAUUCCAGAUGAAAGGCCAAAAAGCUUCCUGAAUUUCACUGUAAUUUAUGUUCCAUUUUUAUUAAUUUGUAAAACUUUGUAUUAGUGUUUGUAUCAUAUUGCGUAUACUUUACUUUUAUAAAUUUGUAUAGAGACUGGUAUGUCUGCGCUGUGGCAAGGCCUGAACUUGGUGAUGUCAGGACUCAUCCAACACAAGAGAAACUUAAGCCUGCGUUCUAGGGGAUUUUCACUGGAAUAAGUGGAGACGGCUCCUUAGCCUACCAGGGCGCAAAACUGAGUGAUACCUUUAACAAACAUCCCUUGGAUAGAAAUGACAUUCUGAUACUUACUGCACACAUUUGCAUGUACUUUUGUUUUAAUGAGAAAGCAUCCUGCAAUGUUUUUGUUUUUGUUUUUAAAAAGGAAAGCAAAUGUAGAAAAGAAACCUUCUUUCACUGUUUAUAUGGUGUUUCCCAUUUGUAUAGUAUUUCCAAGCUUCCUCAGAAACUCCUUUAGCUCAGAGGACAGUGUUAACUGUGAUGGGGAACCUGCAUGUCCGCAGCCUGAGUGAGAGUUGCCUUAAUGGAGUUAUCCUGGGACCAAUGAAAGAGGCACCGAAUGCGACUGUCCCUCUAUAUCCUCCUAGCUGUGUCUUAGCAUCGAGAAAGGAGCUUUCGCAAAGUUAAGAGAAGACUGUAGAGAAGCCACCAAGGAAGAAAAACAAAGAGGGAGACGGAUCGAAGCAGUAAAUCCAAAACAAAACAGUAUUAUUGGAGGAAGAAGGGGUCCAACACCCCCCACCCAUGAUGAACUUAUGGGAAGAUAUUGACCAGAGUCAUGCAGAAUGGCUCAGCAUAGAUGGGUUUAGAGUUGGGUGUUUAAGUAUUUAGGGAAAAGAAGGACCAAGAGUAGGUACUGUGGCAAACACCCCAAGUCUUUGUAUAAAAAAAAAUAAAAGAGUGUAUUCAUCACAUUUUAA